Dioscorea cayenensis subsp. rotundata (Guinea yam) is the source of this 1479-nucleotide messenger RNA. Its product is annotated as fructose-1,6-bisphosphatase, chloroplastic. The transcript has 4 exons. Gene Ontology annotation, molecular function: fructose 1,6-bisphosphate 1-phosphatase activity. Gene Ontology annotation, biological process: fructose metabolic process; fructose 6-phosphate metabolic process; gluconeogenesis. The record is from RefSeq and is a predicted model, not a curated record. Lineage: Eukaryota; Viridiplantae; Streptophyta; Magnoliopsida; Dioscoreales; Dioscoreaceae. Gene Ontology annotation, cellular component: cytoplasm; cytosol. The coding region runs from base 47 to 1276 and encodes 409 amino acids.
GAUAUACUACGGACGACUAGAGCGGCAUCUGAAUUUUACUGAACCCAUGGCCUCUGCCGUAGUGCCUACAUCCUUCCAGCUCCUCGUCUCUGGCUCAUCGCGCUCUUUCUCUCGUCUGUCACUCUUCCACCAAGCCCUCUUAUUUCCAGUCAAGAGAAGUGCCCAGCUGCACGGUGUUCAAAGUAGUGCCGGAGUCCAUUGCACAACCGUCAGAACGGCAGCCUCAGAGACGGAGACCAAGAAGAAGAGCAGCUUCGAGCUCCAAACGCUCACCACCUGGUUACUGAAGCAAGAACAGGCUGGGAGCAUUGAUGCUGAACUCACUAUAGUGCUCUCCAGCAUAUCCAUGGCUUGCAAGCAGAUCGCAUCCCUAGUCCAGAGGGCUGGUAUCUCCAACCUCACAGGAGUUCAGGGUGCCGUGAACGUCCAAGGCGAGGAUCAGAAGAAGCUCGACGUGGUCUCCAACGAGGUGUUCUCGAAUUGCCUGAGGUCCAGCGGAAGGACAGGCAUUAUCGCAUCUGAGGAAGAAGACGUCCCCGUUGCGGUAGAAGAGAGCUACUCGGGGAACUACAUAGUGGUCUUCGACCCCCUUGAUGGUUCCUCAAACAUUGAUGCUGCUGUCUCCACGGGCUCCAUCUUCGGCAUCUACAGCCCCAAUGAUGAGUGCCUGGCCGAUCUCGGUGAUGACGCCAAUCUGCUGGAUCAAGUGGAACAGAAGUGUGUGGUGAGCGUGUGCCAGCCGGGGAGCAAUCUGCUAGCAGCCGGCUACUGCAUGUACUCAAGCUCGGUGAUAUUCGUGUUGACCGUAGGGAAUGGUGUGUACGUGUUCACGCUGGACCCCAUGUAUGGGGAGUUCGUACUGACACAGGAGCAAGUGAAGAUACCCAAGGCUGGCAAGAUCUACGCCUUCAACGAAGGUAACUACAGGCUGUGGGACGACAAGCUCAAGGCCUAUAUAGACAGCCUCAAGGACCCCGGGACCAACGGCAAGCCCUACUCGGCACGCUACAUUGGGAGUCUUGUGGGUGACUUCCACCGGACCCUGCUCUAUGGGGGCAUCUAUGGCUAUCCAAGGGACAAGAAGAGCAAGAAUGGCAAACUCCGGUUACUCUACGAGUGCGCGCCCAUGAGCUUUAUCGUCGAGCAGGCUGGGGGCAAAGGAUCUGACGGCCACCAGAGGAUCCUCAACAUCAAACCCCAAGAGAUCCAUCAGAGGGUCCCCCUCUUCAUUGGCAGUGAGGAGGAGGUGGAGAAACUGGAGAAAUUCCUCGCAUGAAUUUAGUUCCAAGCUUUAAUCGAUGAUUUAAGUUCUUUACUUCAAUUCGUAAAGGGCAAGCGCAAAUGAAAAACAGGGGCCAGUCCUGCCUAGCUUGUUAAAAUACAAAUUUGUAUGCUUCUUUUCCUCUAUCAUGCGUUUCCAUUGCUUUUUUCCGGCUAUCCUCCUCAAAUUUAAGUUGGAAAAUGAAUUAUUUGUUUGCA